UAUCAGUCUGUUUGGAUUAUUGCAAGCAUUCACAUGCAUUCCUGCCUUUUUUGCCAUCCCGCAUCCAAGAUGAGGAUUAGUUGACCAGCAACACACACACACACACACACACACAGUCGGGCAGCCAUGAUGCGCUCGCUUCAAGUGAGUGAAAGGCAGGAAGUGGCGACUAACAUUGAGGAUGACUGAUGUGACAAACGGAUGCUGGCAAGUCAUUUGGCUCUGCGGGGUGAGUCAGCAUCCGAGGCUCCCCGUCGGGAGCGCCCAUAAUUCCAUCUGCUCGGUCCCCAUUCGUCAUCCCCCCUCUCCUCCUUCCCCUCCCUCCCUCCUUCCCUCCAUCCCUCCAUCCAUGCUACACACGCUCAAAGGCAGCGAGACGACGUUUACUUGAGGACAAGAGGGAUGCGACGGGAGGUAGCGGAAGAGACCAUUCUCAAGUAUUUACAAGGCUCAGGCAAAUAAGAGGCAGAGCCGGGGCGGCCAUUACCGAGUCCCGCGUUUAGGAUGGCCGCUGACGCCGGCAGCAUUCCCAGCCCGGUGGUGCGCCAGAUCGACAAGCAGUUCUUGAUCUGUAGCAUCUGUCUGGAACGAUACCACAACCCCAAAGUUCUGCCCUGCCUGCACACUUUCUGUGAAAGGUGCCUGCAAAACUACAUCCCGGCGCACAGCCUGACGCUGUCGUGCCCCGUGUGCCGCCAGACGUCCAUCCUGCCCGAGAAGGGUGUGGCAGCGCUGCAGAACAACUUCUUCAUCACCAACCUGAUGGACGUCCUGCAACGCUCGCCGGGCCGGCGCCGAGCGGGCGGCGAUCAGGAAGCGGCGGCUGUCCUCAACGACAUGGCCACGGUGGCGGCGGGGCAGCUGCUCUCCUGCCCCAACCACGGAGGCAACGUUAUGGAGUUCUACUGUCCGCCGUGCGAGACAGCCAUGUGUCAGGAGUGCGCGAGCGGCGAGCACGGAGAACAUCCCACCGUGCCGCUUAAAGACGUCGUGGAGCAACACAAGGCUUCGUUGCAGGAGCAGAUGGACGCCGUCAAGAGAAGGUUGCCAGAGAUCGACGGCUCCCUGCUCACACUUUCGGGCAUCCUGCAGCGAUUGACGGGUCGCAAGAGCGCCAUCGAGGAGGACAUCCACGCCGCCUUCGACGAACUACAGAAGACGCUCAACGUUCGCAAGAGCGUCCUGCUCAUGGAGCUGGAGGUCAACUUUGGCCUCAAGCAGAAGGUGCUGCAGUCUCAGCUGGACGGCUUGCUGCAAGGCCAGGACGGCAUCCGCAGCAGCUGCGACUUCACCGAGCAGGCCCUGAGCCACGGCGGCGAGGCCGAGGUUCUGCUGGUCAGGAAGCAAAUGAGCGAGCGUUUGGCGGAGCUGGCGGCUCAAGAGCUCCCCCUGCGGCCCGGCGAGAACGACCAACUGGACUUCCGCCUGGAGACGGAGGGCGUGAAGAAGUCCAUUCACAACCUGGGUAGCGUGGUCACCACCAACGCCGUGGCGUCCGAGACGGUGGCCACCGGCGAGGGUUUGCGGCACUGCGUGGCGGGCGUGCCCACCUCCAUCACCGUCACUACCAAGGAUAAAGACGGCGGCCUUUGCAAGAUGGGCAACGCCGUCCUGACGGCGGAGAUCUCGGCGGCCGACGGCAGCAAAGGCGACGGCGAGAUCCUGGACAACAAGAACGGCACCUACGAGUACCUGUUCACCGCCCCCAAAGAAGGCACCUUCACGCUGUCCCUGCGCCUGUACGAGGAGCAUAUCAAAGGCAGCCCCUUCAGGACCAAGGCCAGCAAGUCGGCCGACGCUUCGGUCGCCUCCGACGGCGUCAAGAAGAGGCUCAAGUCGCCGGGCAGCAGCGGGCAUGUCAAGCAGCGGGCCAUCAAGAGGCCCGCCAGCAUGUACAGCACCGGCCGCAGGAAAGAGAACCCCAUCGAGGACGACCUCAUCUUCCGAAUCGGUACGCAUUUUGUUUGCGUUGGACAUUUUGAUGAACGUUCAAGAGCGUUUUGCAUCUGCGCAGGCAGCAAAGGGCGAAACAAAGGCGAGUUCACCAAUUUGCAGGGCGUGUCCACAUGUGCGGGCAAAGUGCUCAUUGCAGACAGCAACAACCAGUGCGUGCAGAUUUUCUCCAACGAAGGCCUGUUCCGGAGUCGUUUCGGGGUCCGGGGCAGAACGCCCGGUCAGCUGCAGCGGCCCACGGGCGUAGCCGUCCACCCCAGCGGAGACAUCAUCAUCGCCGACUAUGACAACAAGUGGGUCAGCAUCUUCUCCGCCGACGGUAAAUUUAAGAACAAGAUCGGCUCGGGCAAGCUGAUGGGCCCCAAGGGCGUGUCGGUGGACAGGAACGGUCACGUGAUCGUGGUGGACAACAAGGCCUGCUGCGUCUUUAUUUUCCAGAUCAACGGCAAGAUGGUCACCAAGUUUGGUAACCGUGGCAACGGCGACAAGCAGUUUGCAGGACCUCACUUUGCUGCCGUCAACAACAACAACGAAAUCAUCAUAACAGAUUUUCACAACCACUCAGUCAAGGUGUUCAACACGGAGGGCGAGUUCCUCUUGAAGUUCGGCUCCAACGGCGAAGGGAACGGUCAGUUCAACGCCCCCACCGGGGUGGCCGUGGAUGUUAACGGGAACAUCAUCGUGGCCGACUGGGGCAACAGCAGGAUACAGGUGUUUGACGGCAGCGGGUCCUUCCUAUCCUACAUCAACACGUCGGCCGACCCGCUGUACGGCCCUCAAGGUCUGGCGCUCACUUCGGAUGGACACGUGGUGGUGGCUGACUCGGGAAACCACUGCUUCAAAGUCUACCGCUACCUGCAGUAGCCCCACAUGCACUGAAUACAAAUGAUCACACACACUUACGUAAGGAGCAGAUUUGCACUCAUUCACCUUCACCUGUUGUGCGCUAUUUGUGCCACUGGGACUUCCUGUUUUCUUUGUCCUUUUAGGAAUCACUUCAAACCAACGUACACAUUCCAUCACAGCUAUUCUGAAUUGCAGUGACCAAAAAAGAAAAAAGUCAGUAUUUACAUUUUGCCGGAUUACUUAUAAAGUAUUGUAUGAAGAAGUAUAGGUGCCACAAUGAAAAGGGAAAAAAAA
Molecule: messenger RNA, 3093 nt
Organism: Syngnathus acus (greater pipefish)
Lineage: Eukaryota; Metazoa; Chordata; Actinopteri; Syngnathiformes; Syngnathidae
Gene: trim2a
Product: tripartite motif containing 2a
Exons: 13
Coding region: 505-2817 (770 amino acids)
Biological process (GO): proteasome-mediated ubiquitin-dependent protein catabolic process; protein polyubiquitination; negative regulation of translation
Molecular function (GO): ubiquitin protein ligase activity; protein binding; zinc ion binding
Source: RefSeq, a predicted model, not a curated record